Molecule: messenger RNA, 675 nt
Organism: Boleophthalmus pectinirostris (great blue-spotted mudskipper)
Lineage: Eukaryota; Metazoa; Chordata; Actinopteri; Gobiiformes; Gobiidae
Gene: ecm1a
Product: extracellular matrix protein 1a
Exons: 3
Coding region: 78-587 (169 amino acids)
Biological process (GO): regulation of bone mineralization; signal transduction
Cellular component (GO): extracellular region
Source: RefSeq, a predicted model, not a curated record
CUGUGCGACCCUCCAUAGCUUUAUCUUCAGACACUUUUAGACAGAUUACAGCUUUUUGUUGCCAAGCUGUUUCAGAAAUGAGUGUGGCAGUAUUUUUGACAAUUGCACUUCUGACCAUUUACAACGCAUAUUUUGGAGAGAGCCUGUUGGAAGACCCUGUCCCGUUCCCACCAGCCUAUCCCACAGUUGAGAAUAUUCUGGCUCUUUGUUACAAUGGCAACCGUCGCCAUAGAUACCCCGCUCACACCAUCCCAUCAUCCUGGAGCAGCCACUUCCGUCGCCGGGCAACAGCCAUAACCCGUCUAGAGUCCUGGUACCAAUUUUGCUGCAGUGGACCAAUGAUACAGCAGCCUGGUGUACUCCUCUGUUGUACACAACAAGCAUGGAUGCAAGCUCUUUCUCAGUUCUGUGUGGAGGAGUUUUCAACGAUGACUGCUGCUUAUGACUGCUGCAGACUACAGGGCGCCGCUCGGUGGAUAUGCUUCUCCACAGAGCCGUUCAAUCCGAGCUAUAGCCCAACAUUGGAACACAUCACACAAUUCACACCCAACGCUGAAGUCUUUGUCUUUAAAAACAAUGAAUGUUAAUAAUAGUGAGAAAUUUAUGUUUAAACUUUUAUGGAUACUCUGAAUACAUUUUCUCACUAGCAGUCACUUUAUCUUUGAUUACGAGAAA